Messenger RNA from Quercus robur (English oak), 1729 nucleotides. RefSeq names its product cytochrome P450 81Q32-like. The record is from RefSeq and is a predicted model, not a curated record. Lineage: Eukaryota; Viridiplantae; Streptophyta; Magnoliopsida; Fagales; Fagaceae. Bases 88 to 1560 code for a protein of 490 amino acids. Gene Ontology annotation, molecular function: heme binding; monooxygenase activity; oxidoreductase activity, acting on paired donors, with incorporation or reduction of molecular oxygen. The transcript is spliced from 2 exons.
CAUCCAUAUCCCCUAUCAAAAAAAAAAAAACUAACAUCCAUAUCAAGCAAUCCCAUACCUUUCCUACCCUUUACCAAUACUAGCACCAUGCUCUUCCAAAUCCUGCUCUUUGUAGCUUUCUAUGUCUUCACAAAGCACUUUCUCUCAAAGCUUCAAAACCUCCCACCAAGCCCCUUCCCUACUCUCCCAAUAAUUGGCCAUCUCUACCUUCUCAAAACCAAGAAACCUCUCCACCAAACUCUCUCCAACCUAUCAAACAAAUACGGCCCCAUAGUUUUUCUCAACUUCGGCUCUCGACCAGUCCUCCUUAUCUCUUCUCCUUCUUUAGCCAAAGAAUGCUUCACAAGACGCGACGUUGUUUUCGCCAACCGGCCACGCAUGCUCGCAGGAAAGCACCUUGGUUACAACAACACCAGCCUCAUUUGGGCUCCAUAUGGUGAACACUGGCGAAACCUUCGCAAAAUCGCUUCCCUUGAAAUACUCUCAUCCCAUCGUGUCCAAACUCUUUCACACAUACGCAGCCAUGAAGUUCACUCACUCAUUCGCCGCCUCCUAAGCCAAAAAGACCAGCCUGUGGACAUGAAAGCGUUGUUCUUUGAACUAACACUCAACGUGAUGAUGAGGAUGAUAGCUGGGAAGCGUGAAGUGGAGGAAGGGAGGAAGAUUAGGGAGAUUGUGACUGAGACUUUAUUGUUAGGGGGUGUGACGAUUAUGGAAAAUUAUUUGCCAUUUUUGAGGUGGGUUGGGAAUAGAGGGAAAGAAAAGAGGUUGAUAUUGGUGAAGGAAAAGAGAAAUAGUUUUAUGCAGAGUUUGAUAGAGGAGCAUAGAAGAAUGGGAUCAAGUGAGGGAGAGGAGAAAACAUUGAUUGAAGUUCUGUUGGCUAAGCAAGAAUCGGAACCUGAGUACUACAAGGAUGAGAUUAUCAGAGGCAUCAUGCUGGGUUUAUUAACUGCUGGAACCGACACUUCAGCUGGAACCAUGGAGUGGGCAAUGUCGCUAUUGCUGAACCACCCAAAAGUCCUAAAGAAGGUGCAAGCCGAGAUUGACAAUGUUGUAGGACAUGAUAGGCUAAUUGAUGAAGCAGAUUUGGCCAAGUUACCUUAUCUCCAUUGCAUUGUAAAUGAGACAAUGCGUAUGUACCCUGCAGGACCAUUACUUUUACCACACGAGUCAUCAGAGGAUUGCAUGGUGGGUGGUUUCAAAGUCCCAGGUGGCACUAUCCUACUGGUUAACAUUUGGGCCAUACACAAUGACCAUAAAAUUUGGGAUGAGCCAAGGAGUUUCAAGCCAGAGAGAUUUGAAGGGUUUGAAGGGGGUAGAGAUGGGUUCAAGUUUGUGCCUUUUGGGUCAGGGAGGAGAAGGUGUCCUGGUGAAGGGUUAGCCAUGCGUGUUGUUGGCUUGGCUUUGGGUUCACUGUUACAGUGCUUUGAGUGGGAUAGGAUUGGUGAAGAAAUGGUGGACAUGAGUGAAGGGAGUGGGAUCACCUUGCCCAAGGCUCAGUCAUUGUUCGCUAAUUGUCGCCCACGACCAGCUAUGGCUAAUCUUCUUUCUCAUAUCUGAACCAAUUUAGCAUAUGCUUUGGAGGAAAUUAUUGCACUAAAAGUACUUAAUAUGUCGUGAUAAUCAAGGAAUCUAUCAAUAGGUUAGAUUAGACAACUGCUUGUCCUUGUUAGACAUACUUCUCCAUUGCCUAUAUUUGUUAUUUUCGUAAUUUCAAAAUUUUAUGCCA